Anolis sagrei ordinatus is the source of this 941-nucleotide messenger RNA. The record is from RefSeq and is a predicted model, not a curated record. NCBI's taxonomy places the organism in Eukaryota, Metazoa, Chordata, Lepidosauria, Squamata, Anolidae.
AGGGGUGUUUCAGAAAGCUCAACUCCUUUGGAGAACUCAUCAUGGCCCUGGCUCUGCUGUUCUUGGUACUUCUCAAUUUCUAUGCUGGUGUCCAUUCUCAGGGAAUGUUGACUCAGCCAGAUACAGUGUCUGGGUCCCCAGGACAGAUGGUCACACUCUCCUGCACCAAAAGUGGGGGCGACUGGAGCAACCAUGUGCACUGGUUUCAACAGAAAUCCGGAGGGGUCCCUCGGUAUGUGCAUGGCAAUGGCUACAACAGGGGACCAGGGAUCCCGGAUCGGUUCACGGCAACUGCUUCUGGAAACAUAGGCUCUUUAACCAUCACAAAUGUUCAGGCCGAAGAUGAGGCCGAUUAUUACUGUUUGUGUUGGUUCAGCACAGGCAGCUCGAAAGAAGGAGAAACUUCUGGACAAUUGUUGGUGUGUUUUUGGAAGCCCAACCCCUUUGGAGAGCUCACCAUGGUUCUGGCCCUGCUAUUAUUGGUGCUUCUUAAUUACUAUGCCGGUGUUCAUUCCCAGGGGUUGAUUCAGACGGCUUCAAUGUCUGGGUCCCUGGGACAGACGGCCACACUCUCCUGCACCAAAGGCAGUGGGAACUGGAACAGUGCUGUCUACUGGAUUCAACAGAAAUCUGGAGAGGGCCCUUGCUUUGUCCACUGCAAUGGCUGCAGCAGCAGGGGACCAGGGAUCCCAGAUCGGUUCACGGCAUCCAUUUCUGGAAACACAGGCUCUUUAACCAUCACAAAUCUGCAGGCCGGAGACGAGGCCGAUUAUUACUGUUUGUGUUGGUAUAGCACAGGCAGCUCGUAUCACAGUGGUUCAUUCUCAUGGGGAAAGGGAAGCCUUUUUCCACCUCCCCAAGAUGAGAGAAAAGAGAACUUGAUGGUCAACACAGGAGAUCUUCGGGGGGAUGUGAAGAAGGAAGACCUCCAUGAGACUUAA